GUUAUGAGUGCGACGUGUGUGGCAAGGCCUGCCGGAGCCCGAGCGAGCUGGAGAUCCACCGGCGGGUGCACACGGAGGAACGCCCCUUUGACUGCUCGGACUGCGGCAAGAGCUUCAAGACGGCGAUGGCCCUGAAGAGACACCGGCUGGUGCACACGGGGGAGAGGCCCUAUGGCUGCUCCACAUGCGGCAAGAGCUUUACCCAGUUGUCGGGGCUGUGUGAGCACCAGCGGGUGCACAGCAGUGAGCGGCCCUUCACCUGCCCCGACUGCAGCAAAGGCUUCAAGUCGCCCAAGGACCUGAAGGUGCACAGGCGCCUGCACACUGGGGAGCGGCCCUUCACCUGCAGCGACUGCGGCAAGGGCUUCACCAAGUCCAGCAACCUGCUGGAGCACCAGCGCACCCACACCGGUGAGCGGCCCUACACCUGUGCCCAGUGCGGCAAGGACUUCACCCAGCGCAGCAACCUGCUGGAGCACCAGCGCACCCACACCGGUGAGCGCCCCUACGCCUGUGCCCAGUGCGGCAAGAGCUUCACCCAAUCCAGCCACCUGCUGGUUCACCAGCGCAGCACCCACACCGGCGAGCGCCCCUACACCUGCGCCCAGUGCGGCAAGGGAUUCACCCAGUCCAGCACCCUGCUGCUGCACCAGCGCAGCCACACCGGCGAGCGCCCCUUCACCUGCGCCCAGUGCGGCAAGGGCUUCACCCGCUCUGACAGCCUGCUGAUGCACCAGCGCACCCACACCCGCGUGCGCCCCUACACCUGUGCCCAGUGCGGCAAGGGCUUCACCCAGCCCAGCAGCCUGCUGGAGCACCAGCGCACCCACACCGGCGAGCGCCCCUACACCUGCGCCCAGUGCGGUAAGUGCUUCAUCGCCAACAGCAACCUGCUGAAACACCAGCGCAUCCACACCGGUGAGCGCCCCUACACCUGCGCCCAGUGCGGCAAGGGCUUCACCCAGUCCAGCACCCUGCUGCAGCACCAGCGCACCCACACCGGCGAGCGCCCCUACACCUGUGCCCAGUGCGGCAAGGGCUUCAUCGAACCCAGUGGCCUGCUGAAGCACCAGCGCACCCACACCGGCGAGCGUCCCUACACCUGCGCCCAGUGCGGCAAGGGCUUCACCCAAUACGGCAAUCUGCAGACGCACCAGCGCACCCACACCGGGGAGCGGCCCUACACCUGUGCCCAGUGCGGCAAGGGCUUCACCCACUCCAGCAGCCUGCAGACACACCAGCGCACCCACACCGGCGAGCGCCCCUACACCUGCGCCCAGUGCGGCAAGGGCUUCACCCAAUACGGCAAUCUGCUGAAGCACCAGCGCACCCACACCGGCGAGCGCCCCUACACCUGCGCCCACUGCGGCAAGGGCUUCACCCGCUCUGACUGCCUGCUGGUGCACCAGCGCACCCAUACCGGCGAGCACCCUUUUUUGUGCGCUGAGUGUGGCAAGGGUUUCACCCGCAUGUCCAGCCUGUGGCAGCACAGGUGUACCCACAACGGUGAGCGUCCCUUCCCCUGCCCGUCCUGUGGUAAUGGCUUCACCCGCCUUGACCACCUGCUGGAGCACCGGCGAGUCCACACCAGCCAGCACCCCUUCACCUGCCCGCUCUGUGGCAAGGCCUUUGCCCGCUCCUCCAGCCUGCUGGCA
Amblyraja radiata (thorny skate) is the source of this 1655-nucleotide messenger RNA. RefSeq names its product zinc finger protein 271-like. Gene Ontology annotation, molecular function: DNA-binding transcription factor activity, RNA polymerase II-specific; RNA polymerase II cis-regulatory region sequence-specific DNA binding. The annotation marks the transcript as partial. Gene Ontology annotation, biological process: regulation of transcription by RNA polymerase II. The record is from RefSeq and is a predicted model, not a curated record. NCBI's taxonomy places the organism in Eukaryota, Metazoa, Chordata, Chondrichthyes, Rajiformes, Rajidae. The transcript has 2 exons.